UCUCUCAGUUUUGAUCUAUUAUCAACUCCAUACUGUUUACUGUUCUGACACACAUCAGACCAUGCAACACCACAGCAUUGGAAGUGUCUGAAGUUUGUGCUCAAAACAAAAUAAUACCAAUGACAUGUGAGAAAUGUUUGCUCACUGCUCACAUUAACUGAACAGAGUUAGAUCUAAACUGUGACCAUGUUCACUUUAAGGAUUACUAUUCUUACAAUUAUUAUUCCUCUUAACUAUGAACAUUGUUUUUGUCGAUGUGCUCAUGCUGAAUAUGAGAUAAACAAGCAAUGCUGCCCCAUGUGUUCCCCUGGAAAUUGUGUUCUUUGGCACUGCACAGAUGAAAUCAGCACAACUUGUCUUCCAUGCCCUCCAUUAACUUUCACUGAUGAACCAAAUGGCCUCAUGAAAUGCUUUCCCUGUUCUGUAUGCAAUGCAAACCGAGGUUUAAGAUUGAAUAAAGCAUGUACUCAGUCAUCAGAUACUGUUUGUGGGCCACUGGAAAGAUUCUACUGCAUUGAAAAAAAGGAAAUCAGCUGCAUUUUUGCUGUGCAACACUCUGAAUGCAGCCCUGGACAAUAUAUCAAACAAUCAGGUACUGGCUCCACAGAUACUGUGUGUGCUGACUGCUCAGGUGACACAUAUUCAAACGGAUCUUUCUCAUCCUGUUUACCACACACAAAAUGUGAUGCCAUGGGACUUAUUGAAACAAAUCCAGGAACUGAAUCAUCUGACAGUGAAUGUGGAAAUCCCCCGACUGCUUCAACAGCCAUUGCUAUUAGUGUUAUAGUUACUUUAUUAAUAAUAAUUACAGGAAGUGUUUUUACAAUUAUACGUAUUCAGAAGAAGAAAACAUCUACCGGUAAUAUAUCAGACAGGAUAAAUGUUGAGCCAGACAGCUUGGAGGAACAAGCUAUAAGAAUCUGAACAACCCAGAAAUGACUGCAGUUUUCA
Rhinichthys klamathensis goyatoka is the source of this 951-nucleotide messenger RNA. Its product is annotated as tumor necrosis factor receptor superfamily member 14-like. The record is from RefSeq and is a predicted model, not a curated record. Gene Ontology annotation, molecular function: protein binding. Bases 187 to 924 code for a protein of 245 amino acids. Gene Ontology annotation, biological process: positive regulation of cytokine production involved in immune response; defense response to Gram-positive bacterium; negative regulation of alpha-beta T cell proliferation. The transcript is spliced from 6 exons. Gene Ontology annotation, cellular component: external side of plasma membrane. Lineage: Eukaryota; Metazoa; Chordata; Actinopteri; Cypriniformes; Leuciscidae.